AUGAGGCUAUUAUAUUUAUUAUUUAUUUUCGCCGUUUUUCUACCGUGCGGCAUUCGAAGUGCUCACGAUGACAACGAAUUCGCAGAGUUUGAGGAUGAUUUCACGGAAACUGUGACCGAGGCGCCACCACGACCGGCGGAUUCAGCCGAGACGCCGAAAAUGAAAACGGCAAAAGUUGUGAAAGACGAGGAUUUCGACGAUGAUUUUGGAGUUGUUGAUGAAGAAGCCGACGAGGUCAAAGAGAAGGAGGCCGAUGAGCCAGUGCCAGUGGAGCCGCUGAAAUUUGCCGAUGUUCCCGCGCAUUUUCGAUCCAAUUGGGCUUCGUAUCAAGUCGAGGCGAUUGUGCUCGUCAUCAUGCUUAUCUAUAUGAUUAAUUAUGCGUAUGGACGAAGUGUGAAUAGUAGCAUGGCUAAUCGCGUCUUCGAUUAUUGCAAGCCAAUACUUGUCGAGCAAUUUGCAUUGGUUGGCGAUGAUGGUGUCACGGAUCUUGAUCAAAUCACUCCGCAAUUGAAGAAAGAUACCGACUUUAAUUUUUCGGCGUGGUGCACCGGACGUGUGAAUGUCAACUAUCUUCAUUUUCAGAUGAAAAUGCUGAAACGUCAGGAUAUUGUGAGUCGAGUCCUCAACCUCAUCAAUCCUUCUUCGGAUCGUCUCACGCUUAAAAUCUCGCUAGAAGGAGCCGACGCUGAUCCGGUCAUCAUCGCUGUUGGAGAGAAGAAGCAGACGACGAAGCAUGUCAAGGAGAUGUUCGAUUUGGUGUCGUUCGCCAAUGAGCGAAAACAGACCGCCCAACACAUCAAUUUGCCGCCAAACUAUGUGCUUUACUCGGAUCAAAGCGAAGUGGUCUAUUCGAUUCUGGAGCCCGGCGUUGUCUCACUAUUGAAGAAGCAUGAAAAAUCGAUUGAACUUAUCCACAUUUCUGAUCAAUAUACUGGACCCAAGCCACCAGAGGGCGAAACUUAUACUAGAUUGCCGGAAGGACAACGAAUGAUGACUGUUGUGAUCAAUUUGGACUAUUUUGAGGAUCAGGACACGAUUGAGGAGAUCCUUAACUUGGUGUUUUAUCUUGUUGAGAAGAUUCGCAAACUCAAACUGAGCAAGGAGGCGAAAUUCAAGGCUGAAAAGCGACGCAAAGAUUUCGAGGAGGAAUUCAUGAGGAAUACACAUCAAUUCCGGCAGGAGGCCGCGCAGGCGAGACGAGAGGAAAAAACGAGAGAAAGGAAGCAGAGAUUGAUGGAGGAGACCGAUCCGGAUAGGCAGAAACGAUUGGAGGCGAAAGAAUUGAAGCGUGAAGCGAAGGCGAAACAGCCGAAAAUGAAGCAACUCAAAGUGAAGUAA
Caenorhabditis bovis is the source of this 1338-nucleotide messenger RNA. The record is from the annotation of a GenBank genome assembly. NCBI's taxonomy places the organism in Eukaryota, Metazoa, Nematoda, Chromadorea, Rhabditida, Rhabditidae.